AGCACAUCAGUCUCAUCACGCCCCGCCUCGCUUCCUCUCGUCGCCCCCGCAAUUUCGCGGUCUCCUCCUCCUCCUCCUCCCCUCGUCUCCACCUCCCAAUCCGGCGAUUCCCCAAUCCUCCACCACCUCCUCACCCACCCCCCCGACGACCACCUCCCCCACCUCGCCCAACCACGCGGCAGAAGCAAGUCAAGCCAAGCCGUACGGCACCCCACCCCCACCCCGCGCAAUGCCGGGCCUCGCCGCCGACCAGGACACCGUCUCGCUGGUGCGCCGCGUCUCCCGCGCCCUCAACCGCCGCCUCACCGACCUCGUCGGCCUCCUCUUCCACCACAAGAGCGCCGGAUCCCUCGGGGCCGUCGCCGGGUUCGCCAUCGCUGUCGUGUUCGCGUGGAAGUUCCUGCGGUCGUCGCCGGCCAGGCCGCGCCGCCCCCCCGGACCGAAGCGGCCGCUCGUCGGCCCUGCUGCCCCCGAUUCCGCCGCUCGCGAUGCGGCCGAGCCUGCCAAUCCUGGGAAGCUGACGACACGGCAAAUCGUGGUGAAGCGACUGGGCGGGUGUAGAAAGGUGACUUGCCAACUGCUUGGUGUUGUCUUUGAGGAGAUAACUCCUCAGGAGCUUCAGACACAUGCCACUGUUAGACCUUCAGUGGUGGAACUACUACUCGAAAUAGCCAAAUACUGUGAUUUGUAUCUGAUGGAAACUGUACUUGAUGAUAAGAGUGAGGAGAAUGCUCUAUUGGCCCUGGAGAGUGCUGGACUUUUCAAGACUGGUGGCUUGAUGAAAGAAAAGGUACUCUUCUGCAGCUCUGAAGUUGGGCGAACUUCAUUUGUUCGACAGUUAGAGGCAGAUUUUCACAUUGACACAAGCCUCGAUAUAAUUUCCCAACUAUCUCGGUUCAUUCGGUGCCAACUCUUUGUUUCCUCAAUAGAAGGAGGACAACUUGCGGGUAAUGUAUUUAACUCUCCAAGCCUUGAGCAGUUCUUCUCAUGAAACCAGAGCAUAAUGGGGGUUCGUAUCUAAACGUGGCGACUACAGCAGCACGUGUUUCAAGCUUUGAAGGUGUCAUGUGAUUCUGUGACACCAAUCUAGUAGUAGAAUCCUCAGGUACAUAAUGGAGGCAUAUGCGGUUGGCACAUAUGUUGUGUGCUAUGUUGUGCCUGUUGUUCCCAUCUUUCUCAUAGCUGUAUCUUAGCCUCAUAGAUAGCGAGAACUAUAAGUUGGAUGAGUGCAGUUCAUGGCCAUCUAAUGGUGUUGUAAAAUGUAAAUUGAAUGCCACAAGUCUUUUUUUUUUUGGGUUUAUUAGUUUCUGUAGCUUUCAUUCCAUGACGAGCGAACUAGUACCUCUAUCGCAAUAGAAGCAACUGUAGCUGAUGAUUCCGGUAAUCCGGUUUACUUUCGACUGAAUGCUGGAUGGAAAUUGCUCCUCAAGCUGAGGAAAUUAA
This is a messenger RNA of Oryza sativa Japonica Group (Japanese rice), 1443 nucleotides long. Its product is annotated as peroxisome biogenesis protein 22. Gene Ontology annotation, biological process: peroxisome organization. The record is from RefSeq and is a predicted model, not a curated record. NCBI's taxonomy places the organism in Eukaryota, Viridiplantae, Streptophyta, Magnoliopsida, Poales, Poaceae.